This is a messenger RNA of Seriola aureovittata, 2224 nucleotides long. RefSeq lists its product as uncharacterized. The record is from RefSeq and is a predicted model, not a curated record. Lineage: Eukaryota; Metazoa; Chordata; Actinopteri; Carangiformes; Carangidae. The transcript is spliced from 3 exons. Bases 197 to 838 code for a protein of 213 amino acids.
UUCUAGAGACAGUCAGGGACUUUCCAGCUCGCGCUCUCUUCACAGCCUCAUGUGAAAGCUAACUUUAAUCUAUAACCCGAAUCUUAAGGUUUAUAGAUUAAACUUAGCUUUUCUGUUUCUGCUCCUCUUCAUCUCCUGGUGAAGUAUCCCCGUGGAUUUAUAAUAAUCUGACUGUUGGAUUAAGAGGAUCAGAGCGAUGACGUGUGCUGUGUCGCCUGUUUGUCUCAGCUGGACUCUCCUGUUCCUCUGUGUGCAGGUGUCAGCUGCUACAGAUCAGACAAAGACCAUAAAAGCUGCACCUGGACAGAAUGUCUCUCUGCCAUGUCGAGCUCCCGAAGACACAAACAUCAUAGUUGUAGAGUGGAGCAGACCUGAGCUGGAGCCAGAAUAUGUGUUUCUGUACCGGGACGGCAGGUGUGUUACAUCCUACCAGCUCCCGUCUCUUCAGAACCGGGUGGAGCUGCAGGACAGACAGAUGAAGGACGGGGACGUGUCUCUGACUCUGAAGGACGUGACAGAAAAGGACGCAGGAAGAUACGAGUGUUAUGUUGUCCAGGGAGGAAGAAACCGCAGGAAGAGGGGCAUUUCUGAGCCAAUCAGCAUCAUCAAUCUGGACGUUCAGCCAGGUAUCACAGAGGAGAGAGGAGACGAGGAGGGACGAGACAAGGAGGGAAACAGUAGAGGACGUGUUGCACUGGAAGUCGGUCUGUCAGCUGCUGCUCUGCUUGUUGUUGUUGUUGUUGUUGUUGGUUUCAUGAUCUAUAGGAAACGCAGACUCACAGAGCAGAGUUCAUACAAACCUCCUGCUGAUGCAGCAGCUGACCAACAGCUGGCGUGAACUGUAAACAGGAAGUGGAAGAUGUCCUUCAUGUAUAUUUCACUGCCAUUUAUAGGUCUUCACCGUCCCUCUGUCUCAGCAGCAGACAGACCAGUGUCUCCUGUCAAACUGUCCUCUGUCAGUAAAACACCAGGGGUCAAGACGUCUCUCAGUACAGUUCUAACAUUCAGCUGGAAACCGGCCCAAACAAGAGAAGUGUUCGUCCGGCCCACCAGUCUGCACCAGUCCUGCCUCCCCCUCCGGAAAUCGCCACCUUAUCGUGGUGGAGGGGUUUGUGAGUUUAGAGGAUCCUGGGAGCUGUGUUGUCUGGACCGUUCAGGUCCUGGUAGGGUCUCCCAUGGCAACUGGUCCCAGGUGAUGAGCCAGACAAAGAGCGAUUCAAAACCUUUGACACCAUAGAGACAGGCAGUGCGGUGACUGGACAAAGACAGAUGUCUUAGUGGACCGGACUCAGAGGAAAAAGACUUUAAACCUGAACUCUUGAAUCAUGUUCGUCAUCAUUUAAUAUUCAAAGUUGUUCUUCCACUUGCCCUUAUGUGAAAACUUCAGAGAAACUUUCCCCAAUUAUGAUGAAUAACAAUAACAAUACCAGGAAGAAUCACUGAGUUAGACUCAAGUAUCAUCAGCUGAAUGUUCUGUAAUUGUCAACAACAACAACAACAACAACAACAACAACAUCUCCUUCACUGAGCUGCUGCUGCUCGUCUUCAUCACCUGUAGCACAUGUACUGCAUCACCUUCCUCCACCUACUGAUUUAUUCAUACAAAUGGAAUGAUUAUAUUUUAGGGAGUGGACUUUGGUUUAUCAAUAAUAAUAGUGACAACAAUAGAUUUUCAGCUGUGGUUUAAAAACGUUCUGAGCUUCUCUCAAGCCGCUGGUCAACAGGUUUUUCCUGUGUCGCUGGUGGAAGCUUUUCUAUCAUAUAAACUGAAGAGUUAAACAUGUUCCAGCUGUUCAACAGGAAGUUUGUAAAGGAAAAGGAAUUCAAAAAGUCAAAUCUACUGUCAAAUACUAAAAUACUCAAAGUAACAGAAAAGUAAAAGUAAAAACUAAAAUGUGAUGUUUUUAAAUGUUAUUAAAGAGUUUAAAUUAAACCUAUCUACACAGUAGAUGGUUAGUAUCUAACUGAACUGAACCAUUGGAAACACAUAAACUGAUGUACAGAAGAUGUAAAUGUUAAUACACAAAUAAUAAAAAACAAAAGCUAAAAGUUUCUCUGUGGAAAGAAAGAAAAAUGAUGAAGCAGCUAAUGUAUAUUAAAAUAUUUAUAUUCAGUAACUCAGAAUCUUUAAAUCUGUUUCAUCAGUCUGAUGUGAUAUAAUAAUCCAUCUGUCUGAGCUCUGAUGACCUUUGAUCUUUUACUAAAUAAAAAGUAUUUUCUUUUA